Messenger RNA from Brettanomyces bruxellensis, 975 nucleotides. It is a transcript of the gene TAL1, whose product is annotated as sedoheptulose-7-phosphate:D-glyceraldehyde-3- phosphate transaldolase. Gene Ontology annotation, molecular function: transaldolase activity. The record is from RefSeq and is a predicted model, not a curated record. Lineage: Eukaryota; Fungi; Ascomycota; Pichiomycetes; Pichiales; Pichiaceae. The transcript has a single exon. Gene Ontology annotation, cellular component: cytoplasm; intracellular anatomical structure. Gene Ontology annotation, biological process: pentose-phosphate shunt; pentose-phosphate shunt, non-oxidative branch; carbohydrate metabolic process. The coding region runs from base 1 to 975 and encodes 324 amino acids.
AUGUCAUCAUCAUUAGCUCAACUUAAAGCCGCUGGUACCGUUGUCGUUGCAGACACCGGAGAUUUCGAGUCAAUUGCCAAGUAUCAGCCACAGGACUCGACCACAAAUCCAUCAUUGAUCCUUGCCGCCACCAAGCAGCCGAAAUACGCAAAAUUGAUCGAUAUUGCCGUUGACUAUGCUAAAAAGAACGCUACGGGACCACAGGAGCAAGCUUCAGUUGCUCUUGAUAGAUUGUUGGUGGAGUUUGGUACCAAGAUUUUGAGCAUUGUUCCUGGAAGAGUGUCUACUGAGGUGGAUGCCAGACUCUCAUUCAACAAGGAGGCCACUAUAAAGAAAGCAUUGUUGAUCAUAAAGCUUUACGAAGCACAGGGCAUUGACAAAGAGAGGGUUUUGAUCAAGAUUGCUUCUACCUGGGAAGGAAUUCAGGCCGCAAAGGAAUUGGAAGCAAAGCAUCAUGUGCAUUGCAACUUAACAUUGCUAUUCUCACAGGUUCAAGCCAUUGCCUGUGCUGAAGCAGGUGUCACAUUGAUCUCUCCAUUCGUGGGAAGAAUUUUGGACUGGUAUAAGGCCAAAACUGGAAAGACUUAUGAUUCCACAACUGAUCCAGGUGUCAGUUCCGUGAAAAGUAUUUUCAACUAUUACAAGAAAUUCGGUUACAAGACCAUUGUUAUGGGUGCCUCAUUCAGAAAUGUUGGUGAGAUAGAAGCACUGGCUGGAGUGGACUACUUGACCAUUUCUCCUAAACUUUUGGAACAACUCUCUAAUUCCACAAGUGGUGUUCCAAAGCAGUUGGAUGCCGAAAAGGCUCAGGCUUUGGAUUUGAAGAAGGAAACGCUUAUCAAUGAUGAAGCUAAAUUCAGAUUCUUGCUCAACGAGGAUGCAAUGGCCACUGAAAAAUUGUCGGAAGGUAUCAGAAAGUUUUCAGCUGACUGUGUUACUUUGUACAACCAAUUGCUCGAAAAGGUUUCCGCAUGA